GAGUGAAGACGUGCCUCCUUCGCUUGGCUUGCAACACUAUAUAGAUAGCCGUUACAGCAGGCGAAUCGAAAUCCAUAUUUCAUUCCUACAAAAGACCUCAUUUCACCAUUUCGUUCCGUUUUGAUCAUGGACCGCCAAUCCGUCUUGGCACUAGUUCUGCAGAUCUUGCUGAUAAGCGCCGAGUCGGAAAGUCAACCGAAAGCCCCGUCAUCUUGGCCAGCAGCUGACGUCAUCCAUCUAUCCCCGUUGGCUGUCAAAUCGAUGCCCUAUCGUGAUUUCCGCAUUAAAUUCUACCGUCGCCAGAACGAUUUAAUCUACGAUGUUAGUAGAAGUGCAGGUGAAAAUCAGCAACCGGCAUCCAUUGGUGACGUGCGCUAUUUUUACACGCCCAUAGGAUCACUCGAUCACCGGAGUGCCGUCAGCUACCACAACAACGUGACCGGUGAGUCCGAAUUGCGUUUCGUUAUUCACCUGUGGGAUGAUGAGCUGGAGGACGCGAUUGCCAAGUAUUUGAAAAACGUUCUCAAGACACCGGUAAGAAAAGAAGAUUUGGAAGUUAUCCCUUUUCAGCGGAUCUACCUAGAACUCAACACCAAGCUGCAAGAAUUUGUUCAAUUCGAAUCGAGAAAAGCUUGGACUCAUUAUUACGUGCAAGAGAGGUACAUCUGGCCCCGAAUGAAGUGCCCAUCCACCAUGGAUUGCAACAAGAUGGCUGAGCAAAUGAGGCUCAAUCCAACCCAGUUCUCCGACUGCUUCCAACUGAAAUUCCUAAUGGAAUCCCAGCAGCGGAGCACACAAUUGUUGAAAAAAGAGAUUUCCAUCGAAGCCAGCAGUCUUGUAUUAGGUCGACUCUACAGCCGAGUCGAAUCGAAAUUCCAGCGUCAAAAUUACGUUCUACUAACUCCACUAGACACCCGACAGCUCAUCUUCGAAUCAGUCAAUAAAAUUAUUUCGCAAAAUUUCGAUGACGGAGCAGUGGUGGACGAUUCCAACAUGUACGCUUCACUCGAGCAGCUGCUGGUACCUUCGAAACAAAACAUGAAUGGUCAGCCGAAAAAUCCAUCCGACGGCGGUUGGGAUUUACUUUACUGGGAGCAGGACGAAAAUUACCGACCCGACAAACUGGCCACAAUCAUCAAUCAAAUUUACAAUUGGUCAGAUUCAAAUGGUAAACGCAAGUUGAUUGAGGUUUUUCGACUAAAACGUGACCGCUCCAAAAGUUAUUCCGACGCCGAUUUGAGCGCCAUGUUCGAAAAAUUCGCAUUCACGGUCGGAGAUUUUCUACAAAGGAUCGAAGUAGUAGAUGAACCGACUCCUGACGAUUACGAUUACGACGUUGUAAACGUUACAAAAGUGGCAGAGGACGAAGCACCUCUCCCAAGCUUCAAAAGGGAGAUGAUGAGUACGUCUGAAGCCCUCUUCAGCCAAAGCGGUUUCCAUGUCAUAGGCCUACCAGAUAAAAUCAAUCAAACAAAGAGCGACUGGGACGCCGAAUUUUCAGACAUUUUGGAGGAACACAAGACAUUGGCCUUGAAGAUGCUCAUGGCGAGUGGAAAUGUUAUAAAAUGGACGGGAAAAGAAUUUGUCUUAAAGCCGCAGAAAUUUUCCAAAUUGAAUUUGGCUAAAUUGAGAGGUAGGCAGGCAGAUAGCAGGGCUAUGUUUAAGAUUUCAGUUCCCUACCUCGAAGCCGACAUGGUAAUGAAUCCUAAAAUUGACGUCAAUUUCUACUGGACUCCUGAGCGUGACUUGAAGGUUCGUCUGCAAGAUGCGCUUCUCAUUGUAGAGGAAAAAUUCAAGCAAAUCAAAUCCAAGAUGACAUCAAAUUAUACGGCACUAGUAAAUGAUCGAGAAAAGGAAAUUAUCGAGUCAACAGCGGCCCGUCUGCAUGAUGCGCUUCGCGAUGUAGACGAAAAAUUUCAUCAAAUGGAAUUUAAGAUGAAAUCAAAUUACAUCGCAAUGACAUUAAAUUACACGGCCCUAGUAAAUGAUCGAGAAAAGGAAAUUGUUGAGUCAACAGCGGCCCGCCUGCAAGAUGCGCUUCUGGCUGUAGACGAAAAAUUCCAACAAAUGGAAUUCAAGAUGGCAUCAAAUUACACCGAAAUAAUAAAUGUUCGUCAAAAGAUGCUGCACGAUUACACAACCCAACACGAAGUCUUAGUGGAGAACACGUCGAAAAAAAUCAACGAGUUGCAUCAUUUGGUCGAACAAGAGGUGUCGAAUUUGGGCAACCAGACAAAUAGGCAAUUUUCCGAGCAAACUGCUAUUCGAAAUGCUCUGAUUCAAUCUGUGAGGAAGGGACAGGCGAUUGCACUGCAGUUGUCGAAUGAAGCCUACGAAGAAAGUCUGCGUCAACUACGUGCCCAAGUGAACCGAGGGGCGAAACUCGGCCGGAUGCCGUCGUCAUGCCGAGACUUGUGGACGAUCGGCCACUCCCACACGGGCUACUACAUCGUCCAGGGCAACAACAACAAACAUCCGAUCGAAAUCCUUUACUGCGACAUGGCCGACAGAGGAAAUGCCUCCAGCAGCAGCGCAUUGCAACGAGACUACAGCAGAGCCGAUUCCAAUGAAAAGUGGAUCGGUUAUUCCGACGUCAAAACUUCCUCCGUUUACUUUUACGCCCAGCGCUUGACGACGUUCAGCCAGCAAGGAGCGCCAGUUCCAUUUCAGGCAGAGAUUUUGAAUGCUGGCGGAGCCUUCCGCUUGUCAGACGGGACAUUCAGCGUGCCCACGCCGGGCAUUUAUCAUUUCUCCUUCAGCGGACUGAGAGCCGCAGCGAAUCAUUUCGUUCACGUAACGCUGCAAGUCAACGGCAAACGAUUCGGCUCCGCCUAUUCGGGCACACCGGAGAGCAACAAAGUUCCCUAUCGCCCCACCAGCCUCUCGCUGCAAUCGGUUCUCGAACUGAGACGAGGAGACCAAGUCCGUCUGUUUCUGGAAGCUGGAGCCAUCGGAGCCGAAACACCGUGUCAAGACUGCGUCCAUUUUAGUGGCAUGCUUCUGACAGAAUAUUUGUAGCCUGACCCGUAGCUAUAGAAAAAUGUCAUCCGCAUAAUACAAAAAUAAAAGACACAGAAAGAGACAGUAGGAGAAAGCGGACCUAAACUAGAAACUGAGAAUAAUUUAGAUAAGGGAAGAAAAUGUAGUACGAAUAAUAAGUACACUUGAAUGUGUGUCUCCUAUUUUUUUUCAAUAAAAAUCCAUUUAGUUGUCAAGUGCUUUAGUCGUAAUUCAAUUGACACAAACUGGAAAAAGCUAAGGUGGCCAUACGUUAAAUGACUAACGAAUUAUAGCGAAAAAUCUGGGCAAAUGUUUGCAAUAAUGUUUUUUUUUCCUUUCGCAGAGACUAGUAAUACACUUUAACUCGCACAUC
Molecule: messenger RNA, 3373 nt
Organism: Daphnia pulicaria
Lineage: Eukaryota; Metazoa; Arthropoda; Branchiopoda; Diplostraca; Daphniidae
Exons: 8
Coding region: 127-3018 (963 amino acids)
Molecular function (GO): protein binding
Source: RefSeq, a predicted model, not a curated record